UGAUUUGCUCCUGACCUAUAAGCCAUUACACUGGUCAUGUCUUGUGCUGAGAUUUUUUUUUUUACAUGCCAGACGCGCGCGUGAUGUCAGAGCAGAAGCGCACGGGGAGCUUAGAUUCGCCCAACGCUUUCCAGCUGAGCGCGACGCCUCCUGAUAAAGAGCUGCAGUGAGGCGCGCGGAGAGUUUACUCACCCACAGCAGUGCAUCACAAGUUCAAGGGGGAAGAGAGAGCAGGUGUUUGGAUUGAUAGAAACUAAAUCGAGCUGUUACCUGCACUUUUCAUUUGCUUUGUUUUUCCUUCUGUCGUCGGAGUUGUGCGUGUGGCCAUCGCGUACUGUUAAGCAGGCCGGAUAGACGUUAUUUAGCGACGCUGAUUGUAUGUGCGCGCGCGCGUGUGCGUGCGUGUGUGUGUGUGUGUGUUUGCGCGCGCGUGUGUCUGAUCACCGGAGUGGCUGUGCGCUCAGUGGGCCGCCGCGUUCGAUCAUGUCCUCACUUUCGACUCAGUAAGAGGAAUCAAACUUUAUCCGCAACAAGUCGCGCCUGUGGGCACCUGAUCCAGACGAGGCGCUCGUGUCCAGGGUGAUGAUGGAGAGCGCGGUUUACCCCCCGGCGAGGAUUUUCGGCACCCCUUCACCAACGACGGCGGGAGGAAGUAUGGUUAACAACACUAAACCCCUGGCGUUCUCCAUCGAGCGGAUUAUGGCCAGGACGCCGGAACCCAAGUCGAUGCUGUCUCUCACGAACUCUGUGCAGCACAGUGCCGCGGGAAAGGCCGACACAAGGCCCUCACUCGCUGUGACUCCAUCCCCGCUGCACUGUGUGCUACCCCUCAUGCCGCUCACCUACGAGCCCGCGCACAAACUUCACAGACUAGAGUCGAGUCGCAUCGAGCCGGAGUUUCCCUACAGCGCCGGCGAGCUUCUGAGCAUCGGUGCCAACGCCAAGGGCGAGCAGCGGGACGCAGCACCGGCAAUUGGACAGUAUAAACUUUUUCGGCCACGGGUACUUUCGCACUCAUCCAUGCACACCGCCACUGCCGCCGUGUGCUACGUGAACUGUGGGGAGAGCGCAUGCGCGCCUCCGCCCGCCGCCCUGCUCAACCUGCACCCGGUGGCCUCAUACCUGUUGAACACCCCGUUACACACUCGCCACAAAAGCCUGCUGGCGGAAAAAAGCAGAGGGGCGCACGGCCUGGACUCUUACCCCGGAGCGCUGGCGCUGAAGGAGCUCUCUCACUCUCAGCUGCAGCAUUACAUGAAGGAGGGCGCGCACAUCCUCUCUGAGAAACUGUUCAAGAGCUCCGCCAAGUUACACUCUGCUUCUCCACCAGCCAAAGCUAAAGUGUUCACUUGUGAAGUGUGCGGCAAGGUGUUCAACGCGCACUAUAAUUUAACCCGCCACAUGCCCGUGCACACCGGAGCCAGACCGUUCGUGUGUAAAGUGUGCGGCAAAGGAUUUCGUCAAGCAAGCACACUCUGUCGCCACAAAAUUAUUCAUACUCAGGAAAAGCCGCAUAAAUGCCAUCAGUGUGGGAAAGCAUUUAACCGGAGCUCCACUCUUAACACACACGCGCGCAUCCACGCAGGAUAUAAACCAUUUGUGUGCGAAUUUUGUGGAAAGGGAUUCCACCAAAAAGGCAAUUAUAAAAAUCAUAAAUUGACGCACAGCGGCGAGAAACAGUUCAAGUGCAAUAUCUGCAACAAAGCCUUCCACCAGGUUUACAACCUGACUUUCCACAUGCACACGCACAACGACAAGAAACCCUUCACGUGUCCCACAUGCGGCAAAGGCUUCUGCAGGAACUUCGACCUGAAGAAACACAUAAGAAAACUACACGACGCUUCACCGGAUCCGCUCUCACCAACAGAGCAGCGUGAAGCCCAGUGAACACUCUCCAUAAACUGUGGUUAUUACACAUGUAACAGCACAUAACCAACAUAAACAGUGUGUCAAAAUAGACCAUACAGAUUAGUGCGACAGUGUGCAGGUUUGCGGGUUUGACAGACUGGGCUGUUCCGCAACCAAAUGUUUGUUUGUUUUUGUUUGUUUGUUGUUGUUUUUUAUUUUUAUUUUUAUUUUUUUUUACAUUCGUUUGUGGAAAUACAAGUAUAUAAUUCUAGCAUUAUUUUCACUCUCAGGGUAUGUGUACUGCGUGCUAUGGUUUAUUACAGACCUCUAUUGACUGCUUUAUUAUUUGUCGGAAAUUCCUUUAACUUAAAGAGAGUGAGGUGAGUUCUAAGGGUAAGUAGGCUAAUUUUCGUGAUGGCUGUAUAUUUCUUCGUUGUGUACAAUGUUACAUAUUUAUAGUUUGCUGUUCUUUAUCAGCCAUGCUGUUGACGCUCAUUUUGUUCAGAUCGGUGUAAAUUAUGCAAGAGGUUUGUUGUAUAGAAUUAUCACUGGCAUCAGAUUUCUCAUCAAAACAGCAGAUAAAUCAGUAUAAGGAG
Molecule: messenger RNA, 2444 nt
Organism: Tachysurus fulvidraco (yellow catfish)
Lineage: Eukaryota; Metazoa; Chordata; Actinopteri; Siluriformes; Bagridae
Gene: fezf1
Product: FEZ family zinc finger 1
Exons: 4
Coding region: 583-1887 (434 amino acids)
Cellular component (GO): nucleus
Source: RefSeq, a predicted model, not a curated record